Plasmodium vivax (malaria parasite P. vivax) is the source of this 792-nucleotide messenger RNA. RefSeq lists its product as hypothetical. The transcript has a single exon. The record is from RefSeq and is a predicted model, not a curated record. The coding region runs from base 1 to 792 and encodes 263 amino acids. Lineage: Eukaryota; Apicomplexa; Aconoidasida; Haemosporida; Plasmodiidae.
AUGAUGAAAAUCACGAAGGAGAGGAAAAAGUACCGAAUCAGCAACCCCUACGAUGAGGCGCAGAAGGUGGCCCUUAAGGCCAAAGCGGAGGAGCUGAGGGAGCUCGAAAAAAAGGAACCCAACGGACAGCAACGCAGCGGCGAAGAGAGGGACCUCGAACAGAAGAACGCGGCGGAAAGGUUCAUGCAGAUUUAUAAGGAGUAUAUUGAGACAAGUGAAGAUGUAGAGAAGUUUAAAAAGGAAAAUGAACACCUGCAGGAAUCGAAGAGGAAAACGGGCAGCAGGAAGAAAAUAAAAAAAUUAAAUUUGAAGCUGAAGAAAAAUAACCUCAUAGCAAAGUUGGUGAAGAAUAAAGCCAUCAUUAAGGCAGGCAGGACGUUCUUGCCUCCAUCGAAGAAGUGGGGUGAAAAGAUAAAAUUGGCAACCCAGGGGGGGAAGAAUAAAUCCGAGGAGGUAACUAACAGGCCUGUUAUCCCCCCAGUUCUCGCAAAAGUACUCCGUGGGAGCAAUUCGAAGGGGAAAAACGGGGUGGAGAAGGUAAGCAACAAGGGCAGUGCCCCAAAUGGGACCCCUCGCAACUGCCUAGGUAGCACGCCCAGCGGUCCUCAUGUGGUGAAGAAAAAAGAAGACGUGCUGAACCAGUACGACGAUAUAAUCAAGGCCAGUGGCUUUAUCGAAAACCCGCUUGAAUAUGCCAGGCGGGUUAUUGAGCAGCGGCAGAAGCAGGCCGGAAAAAUCGCUCCAAAUCAAAAGGCGGCAAAGAAAAGUGCUAAGGGGAGGCCUCCUUUUUGA